Sparassis crispa is the source of this 831-nucleotide messenger RNA. RefSeq names its product Diphthamide biosynthesis protein. The coding region runs from base 1 to 831 and encodes 276 amino acids. Lineage: Eukaryota; Fungi; Basidiomycota; Agaricomycetes; Polyporales; Sparassidaceae. Gene Ontology annotation, molecular function: ferrous iron binding; ATPase activator activity. Gene Ontology annotation, biological process: positive regulation of ATP-dependent activity. The transcript has 4 exons. The record is from RefSeq and is a predicted model, not a curated record.
AUGGACGUUUCACUCCACCUCGUCGAUACCGCUGCCUGGAUCAGCAUCAAGCCAACGCACUCUACAAAGCACGACCUCGACGAAAACUCGUCAGGUCCAGGGUGCUGCAUACGAGAUUUACGAACCGGUUCAAUUCAGAAUUCACUGCCGGUGUCGAGGCUGUACUUACACAUACACAGAAGUACAUCGAAUGGCCGAGUGGCCGAGAGACCUCUGCAGGAUGACGGUGAUCAAGCGCUUCAGCAAAGAUUUCUGGAACCGAGCGCUUCCCUUUCUGCUGCUGUCUGUGUCUUGGGCGCAGCCUUACCUUAUACCACAUCCAUAGGGCACAGCGUUCUCCGCGACCGUCUCGCCAACCUGGCUGAACAUGCUCCGCGCGACUACUAUGGCAUCCUGUCAAUCCCCCCCUCAGCGUCCGCAGCGGAGAUAAAGCAGGCAUACCACCAAGCGCUGUUGCUCAGCCACCCCGAUAAGCACCAUGCCGUGCAGAAUGGCGCUACACCGCCCGCGGUGGACAUCGGGCUCUUGAAAGAAGCAUACACGACCCUCUCCUCUCCCGCCCUGCGUAUCGCGUACGACGCCGUCAGGAUGCGGGCGAGGGCGCCGCAGACGGGCCCACGACCGGCGCAGGUCGUGUCUCUGGAGGAGUUCGACGAGGGCGAGGGCGCCGACGCUGUGUGGAGCUACGCGUGCCGGUGUGGGGGCAAGUAUGUUAUCGGGGAGAAGGAAAUGGACGCCGGUCAGCACCUCGUUGGGUGCAAUAGCUGUUCAGAGGUGGUUUGGGUUGGGUACGAGCUUACACAGGAUGACUCGGACGAAGUCCGCCAUUAA